This is a messenger RNA of Dibothriocephalus latus, 468 nucleotides long. The record is from the annotation of a GenBank genome assembly. NCBI's taxonomy places the organism in Eukaryota, Metazoa, Platyhelminthes, Cestoda, Diphyllobothriidea, Diphyllobothriidae.
AUGCCGCUGUCCUGUCGUUUUUACGAGAAUAAGUUUCCAGCCGAGGACGAUGUUGUUGUCGCUAGUGUGAAAUCCAUAUAUCCUAUGGGUAGUUAUGUUGAACUCCCAGAAUACAAUAACGUUGAUGGAAUGAUACUUCAUAGCGAAUUAUCAAGACGCCGCAUACGAUCCAUCAACAAAUUGAUUCAAGUUGGAAGGAACGAGAUUGCACUCGUUAUCCGUGUUGAUCCUGAAAAGGGUUAUAUUGAUCUUUCGAAACGGAGGGUACCUGCUGAGGAAAUUCCUAAGUGCCAAGAGCGAUAUGCGAAAGCUAAAGCAGUCAAUCAGAUCGUCCGGCACGUCGCCGAAAAGCUUGAUUAUACAAACGAACAGCUCGAAGACUUAUGUGCUAAGACUGUUUGGUAUUUUGAUAAGAAAUACAACAAGACUGGAGGAUCAUAUGAUGCGUUUAAACGGGCAGUUCAGUAA